AUGGCUUCUUUCCUCAACUGCACACUCUUCACCUUCAUACUUUUAAUCCCAACAUUCAUUGGCAACUCUGACGGAGCUUUCUCCGAGGAACUCUCCGAGAACAUUCUAAUGAAUCGAAUGGAGAAAACAACCCAUCUCCAUUUUUACCUCCACGACAUUGUCAGUGGCAAUGAUCCAAGUGCAGUGCGAAUUGCUGGAACAUCAGAUACUACAGGAUUUGGAGCUACUUUUAUCAUGGAUGAUGCACUGACUGAGGGGCCGAACCCGACCUCGAGGCUCAUCGGACGAGCACAAGGACUGUACUCUCUGGCAGCACAGCAUGAUACAGCAUUGCUUAUGGUUGUCAAUUAUGCAUUCAUUGGGGGGAAGUAUAACGGGAGCAGCAUUAGCAUUCUUGGGAGGAACCCUGUGCUGAAUGAUGCGAGAGAAAUGCCGAUUGUUGGUGGCUGUGGGCUGUUCCGGUUAGCCCGGGGCUACGCGGUGGCACAUUCGAUUUCGUUUGAUCGCAAGAUGGGGGAUGCCACGGUUGAGUACAAUGUGUAUGUGCAACAUUACUAA
Ilex paraguariensis (yerba mate) is the source of this 558-nucleotide messenger RNA. Lineage: Eukaryota; Viridiplantae; Streptophyta; Magnoliopsida; Aquifoliales; Aquifoliaceae. The record is from the annotation of a GenBank genome assembly.